Molecule: messenger RNA, 8586 nt
Organism: Calidris pugnax (ruff)
Lineage: Eukaryota; Metazoa; Chordata; Aves; Charadriiformes; Scolopacidae
Gene: PPM1A
Product: protein phosphatase, Mg2+/Mn2+ dependent 1A
Exons: 5
Coding region: 19-1167 (382 amino acids)
Biological process (GO): positive regulation of canonical NF-kappaB signal transduction; protein dephosphorylation; positive regulation of canonical Wnt signaling pathway
Cellular component (GO): nucleus; cytosol
Molecular function (GO): manganese ion binding; protein serine/threonine phosphatase activity; magnesium ion binding
Source: RefSeq, a predicted model, not a curated record
AACUGAAAGAAAGUCAUCAUGGGAGCAUUUUUAGACAAGCCAAAGAUGGAGAAGCAUAAUGCCCAGGGGCAAGGGAACGGACUUCGUUAUGGUCUGAGUAGUAUGCAAGGCUGGCGGGUUGAAAUGGAGGAUGCACAUACGGCUGUGAUUGGUUUGCCAAAUGGACUUGAUGGAUGGUCAUUUUUUGCUGUAUACGAUGGGCAUGCUGGGUCACAGGUUGCCAAGUACUGCUGUGAGCAUUUAUUAGAUCACAUCACGAGCAACCAGGAUUUUAAAGGGCCAGAUGGGCCACCAUCUGUAGAAAGUGUAAAGAGCGGCAUCAGAACAGGUUUUCUGCAAAUUGACGAACACAUGAGAGUCAUCUCCGAGAAGAAACAUGGUGCAGACAGAAGUGGGUCAACAGCUGUGGGUGUCAUGAUUUCUCCCCAACAUACUUACUUCAUCAACUGUGGAGACUCAAGAGGUUUACUUUGUAGAAACAGGAAGGUUCACUUCUUCACACAGGAUCACAAACCAAGUAAUCCACUGGAGAAAGAGCGUAUACAGAAUGCAGGUGGCUCUGUAAUGAUUCAGCGUGUGAAUGGCUCUCUUGCUGUUUCAAGGGCACUUGGGGACUUUGAUUACAAAUGUGUCCAUGGGAAAGGUCCUACAGAACAGCUGGUCUCACCUGAGCCUGAAGUUUAUGAAAUUGAAAGAUCAGAAGAAGAUGAUCAAUUCAUCAUACUGGCUUGCGACGGAAUCUGGGAUGUUAUGGGAAAUGAAGAGCUGUGUGACUUUGUAAGAUCCAGACUUGAAGUCACUGAUGACCUUGAGAAAGUUUGCAAUGAGAUAGUUGACACCUGCUUGUACAAGGGAAGUCGAGACAACAUGAGUGUGAUAUUGAUCUGUUUUCCGAAUGCACCAAAGGUAUCGCCAGAGGCGGUGAAAAGAGAGGCAGAGUUGGACAAGUACCUGGAAAGCAGAGUAGAAGAGAUCAUAAAGAAGCAGGGUGAAGGAGUCCCAGACUUAGUCCACGUGAUGCGUACGUUAGCAACUGAGAGCAUCCCAAACCUCCCGCCGGGGGGUGAAUUGGCGAGCAAACGGAGUGUGAUUGAAGCCGUUUAUAACAGACUGAACCCCUACAGGAAUGAUGAUACUGACUCUGCCUCAACUGAUGAUAUGUGGUGAAACUGCUCAUCUAGCUGUGGAGUUCACGUUUCAUCCUUCCAAUGGAGGUGCAGCCCAACCUCAGUGACCCUUCUUAACAUCCAUCCUCAACCUUAAUUAAGGAAGGGAGUAUGUGUUGGUGAGAAUGACUACAGCAGUACGACAUGUAGCCCAGGAACUGAUCUUUUUUGUAAAACAGACUUCUGUAAACGUGAUUUCAAAACAUAAUUCAUGUUGUAAAUCAGACUCCAGCGAUUUAUGUUGUAUGAUUUUGUUUUUGUAAAGUGCAAUUGUCUUUGUACAAAACGCUCAUAUUUAAUUAUGAACUGCUUUAAAUCACUAUAAAGGUUAGAAGAAACGUUUGGCUUGUGUGAUGCUACAGUAUAUAUCCCUUUAAAUUCAUGUUGUGGUUUUGGAUUGCAAGGAGCAGCAGCCUAGCCAGCUAGGUGCUUAAGAGGUGCACAAAACUGUAAAGAUAAUUUUUUGUUAUAUGUGAAAGCUGAACUUGUGGGCAAUUUACCAGAAAUUACAGUGUGUGAAUUUGCUUGGCAAUGAAAAAAUAGCUAAGAGUAGUGCACAUUCUUCAACAAAUGUAUAUCGUUUUCUUGGAUGCACUCCUACUCUCACAUUGAGUUAAAGGGAGUUCUGAUUUUGACUUCAGUGGGAGUUAAAUCAUGCCCUAUUAAUAGUGUCGUGUCCAUAGGCAUACAAACCUUGGGAUUACAAUGCCUUGAUUCUUUGCACCUCUUUUUUCAUUAACCCUUACCUGAAACUACUAAUCACUGAGCAUGAACAGGCAGCUUUCUACAUACAGUAGGAGUCUGCAGCAUUUUUACAAUCCUGAUUGGCUGGGUCUGCUGCUGUUCCAAGUAAAAUACUUUGAAUUCCAUUUUAUCAAUAAAGCUUGAUUUAACAAACAAGAAAUUUAUCCAUACAUGUGUAAUUCCUUUUUUUUUUUCCUGCCUUUCAAAAUGUCAGUGCCAUUGUAAAUGAUAUUUUACUUGUGGAAGAAUAUUUUUAUUAAUUGGUAGCCCAUUUUUAAGAUGGGAAGGAUUUUGAUUAUUGCUCAAGACAUAGCCAUAUGCUAGAGAAUGACGUGGAAUUAAUCUGUUACCCUAUUUUUUACAACUGUGAGUUUUGUCAGGCUUUUUGGUGGUGUUUUUUUUUUUCUCCUCCCCGUUGAAGAUGUGCAUUGGUUUGAAUUUGCCUACUGUUUGAUAAAAAUACAUUUGUCAAAGCCUGACAAUCUUUAACAUUUUAUGGUGUGUGUUUUUUAAUUGACCCACUUGCAUAGAAUGAAAGACUAGUGGUUAAACAGUACUUGUGAUUUGAGAUAUAGCAUGUUGACAAUAUUUAGCUGUUCGUUGUUUAAAAUUCUAAUUUAAAAUCUAUAAGAUAAUCUAAUUUGAUUUAAGCUUAGCUUUCUCCCAUUGAGCAUACAAAAAUUCAGUUUUGAAGUCAGUUGUGUUUGCAGAACUGCUGUUUUGUGCACCUUGUAUUGUCUUUUUGGUUGAGAAUAUUGUAAUAUGUAGUUUACUCAUUUAGUAGGCAGAUUCCCCAAAAGGAAAAUCAGUAAAACAAGUAGAUUGUAACAUUUACUGCAGUUAAACAGAAUCAAAACUCGGUGUAUAAUUAGUUUUUGAUAGGAAAAUGUAGUACAAUGCAUUUUGCUAUAUUUGUCUUUCCCUAACUUUGAAAUAUACAUAUUUGUAUAUAUAGCCUUAAAACUAAUGCAGAGUUAGGGAACACUGAACAGUGAAAAAGUAACUUAUAGUGUCUUGGAACUAAGUAUAGUAUAUACCAGCAAACUUUUCUUCUAUCCCUCUUGUCUAUGUGGGGUGCUUAAACGUAACUUCAUUGUAUUCAGUUUGUAAUCUGUUCAAGCAUGAAUGAAGAAAACACAAGCACUAUUUGUAUUUAUAAAUUUAUAGCAAUUUUUGCUUAAAGAACCAGUUCCUUACCUACCUACGAAUAAAUGCUUAAAAUGUCUAAUUUUGUUGUAGAGUGCAAAACUAUAAUAAUGUUAAGUUAUAGCUUCACAGGCACCUAAUUAACAGGCAUAUUUAAUAAUACACGACGUAUUAGUGCAAAAAAGCUAAACCUAAUUUAGGAUGAGGCAGGUAAAGUUCUGUCCUUUUUCAUAGAGACUGAAGUUUAGUUUUGGAAACUGCAAAACCUUGAACUGGACUGUGGAACCUUUGAGUUUUAAACUUUAAAAAUUGCAAGCAAAACUGUGGUGUGGAAAGCCAUACUUCAAACCAUAACCGCUUAAACUGUCUCCGUGACAAAUGGUAUAUUUGAAGCCUCUUCUCAUGAGGCCUCCUAAAGGUCGGAAAGAAAAUAAUUCUGCUGUUGCUACAGGCGAUGUAACUGGGUUUGAGGGCAGCAGAAGAAAGCCCGUUUCAGGCCUUUCUCUCUCCCGCCUGUGAUCAGCGUUUUGAUGAGGUCAGAGCACUGAAUCUAUGACGUAUGCAUAAACACUGCCAUUUUAGAUACAGAUUUAGAUUAAAACAAUAAACAAAUUAAGUAUGUAAAGCAUUCUAGAAAAAAAAGGCAAGCUGUACUUUUCACUGCUCUGAAAAGAAAAAGGCACUUUUGCACCUUUGUGCAUCUCCUUCUUGUACCAGAAACUUUUUUUUUUUAAAUGCUAAAAACAUUAGCACCUCAGGGGCAAGGCAGCAAUUUUAUUAUUUUUUUUAAAGUAUUGUAUGCUAUUUAUUUCCUUCUUGGAAAAAGAUUCCUGUGUGACAAACAUCAAAAUUGUGCGAUGUUAAAAGAUGUAUUUUUAAAUACGUGUUCAAAUAGGACGGUCCCGAUUUGCUUGUUUUUAAAAGGAAAUGAGGUUUGUAAAGCUCCUUUGCUUUGUAUGCCCAUGCACCUUUGUUUCCCUUCUGCGUUUGAGAGCUUCACUGGCUUCAGUUUCUGUGAGUUUUGUUAUAGUCAGAUUAAAUGUUUCACUGGUGGUUGUGGGAGAAUACCUGUACUGCUUUAUGAACAACCGUUUCAAACAAUCCUCGCUAAUUCAGCAUUGAAAUAUGUUCAAGACAGAAGCUCCUAAAAUAUUUUUUUUCAAACCAAUGUUGGUUUAACUAAAUGCAAUUACGUUAAAUAGGCUCCUGGAUUUGCAAGGCUUUGUAAAUCCAUUGGACCGGUAGGGUCCCCGGUAACACCUGGUGGGGCAGAAGCCUGCAGGUCCCUUUCGGCUGGCCUGGUCCUACCUCCCCAGGGAGCAGCACCAAAAAGACCUUGAUGCAUGGCCAUCCUUCAUCUUCCAGUAGAAGUCGGAAUUGGAGACAGAAAUUUCAUCUCCUCGUCCUUAAACUGUGCUGGAUGGCCAUAACCCUAGUUGUGUCAUACCAGCAAGACGGCUGAUGAAUAUUAAGCAGCAGCAGAGUGGUGAUAGCCCUCACCCUGAGCGUUCAUGCAGGUGCCAAAGCUAAUUAUUUUUAUAUCUGCCUAGGAUAAACUGACUUCAGCUUCCAUUAAGUGGGUUAUUGCAAAGCUGGUACUGUUUUAGCUGUAUAGAUUAAAAUCUGAGCCUUUUUGUUCAGUUCAAGAACUGAAAGCUUGAAAAGGUGAUUUAAUGAAAUGAGGGAAGAGUUUUCACUUCAAUUGAUUCCCUGAUAAGAACCUUGUCUUAAUUUGUGACACUGGGAUAGGAUAUACUUCCUAUUGCACUUUUUUAGUAAUUUAUGAACUAAGGAGAUGGCUUCAUGAUCAAUUUAUAUCAAGACUAAACCAUUUCUGUAAGCUUUGCCCUUUUUGUGCCAGCAGUCGUGCUUUUGUGGCUGACAAAACCAACCCAACUGCACUCUUCAGCUGGGUGCGCUGAUGUACAAGCAUCCCGUGACUGGAUUGAGGGUAAGAUGUGGAGUGGGGUGACAGGACUGAGAGUAAAGGAAUGGUUGCACCACCCCUUUUUGUCACAGUUUGGGUAAACGAGGCCCUAAAUGCAGAUUAAUGAUUGACCUGUGUAGGGAGUAUCGAAGCCUUUGCUGAUCUUUCUCCACUCUGUGUUUAAGACAAACGUUUUGUGCUGGUAAACAUUCUUUCCCUUAAAACUGAAACCAAAGUGUCUUGUGUAUGAGUUCCAUGUUGACAAACUUGUUUUCUGUUUGCUCUCUUAGAUGUAAGUAGCCUGGUCCUGUGGGACAGACAGCAUGAUUGCCACAAUCAGGUUAAUGAUGUGAUUGUUACAGUUUACUUUUUUCAAUGUACAUCAGGAUUUCAUCCUGCUGAGAUGUUCACCUCCAUCUCUACCUGUACCUCCUUGACACAUGAGUUGUUACACUUAAAUUUCUUGAUAUUUAAACUUGGCCGUGUCUGUAAUGGGCUAACCUUUCAUAAAAUGUGAACCUGAUGUACCUUGCAUAGACUUAGAAACAGCAAGACCAUGUAGAGCUAUGGAGCUGUACCCAACAGCUUUCAGUAGAAAAUGGAAUGGUCACUCUGUGCUGUGAGGUGUGAAAAUAAUGUCUCCUAGAUAACUGGUGUGGCUCCUUGUUCCUACAGCUAAGUGUGUUGGAGGUAACCAUAACCCAAGCCUUUAUAUACCAGUACAGGGUGUAAAGUCUCUACUUGACUGGGUUAGACUUUUUUUAACUCUUCAAGUGGUAGAAAGAGGCUCCACAUGGGAAUUUCUAGGAUGCUGCACUACUCAAAAUUAACGUGAUUCCUGCUAUAAGCUGUAAAAGUGGAGCCAAAUUUAGAAGUAACAAUCAGGGGCUGAGUGCUUUUGACUGACCUGUCUGUGGGUGAGCUCCAGGCUGUCUCUGUGAUGGCUCACACGUUCUGCUGGGCUCUGCACACCCAGGUGUGCACCUCCUGAACCUCUUCCUGGCCUUGUGCUCAGCAAUGCUGCUUUGUAAAUGAGGUGGUGGGUCACCUGGGUGGUGGUAUUUGUUCACAGAAGUUCAAGAAGCUAUAGGAAAAGCUUUUCUUUAUUCUCAUGGACCACUGAAUGCUUUCAAGUAAAAAAGGAAAAGAAUAUCCAGCAUAUUUACUAGGUGAAAAAAAUGCCUGGAGCUUUACUCUCCCGAUUGUGUCAGUUGUACCUACAGUGACCUAAUCUCUGGGCACGUUCCUUGCUUUAUCUAUGUUUUUAUUUGAUGUUCCUUUUGAGUAGCAGCAAAGCAGGUCUAUUUCCACUCCCCCAUCAUGUAGACACUCUUUCAAAGUCUUUUCUUCCAAGCGAAGAGCACAGGAGUGAUAGUGCUGUCUUAGGAAAGGGGUUUGGGGGAGCCUUGCUUUAAAUCCAACAAGAACAAACUUCCUAACGUUGCAACCACAAAAUUUGGGAAAGCGGGCCUAGCUCUAAAAAUGCGUUUUAUAGAAUUCAUGAAAUAGUUAUAUUCUGAAAGCGUUAAAACUCCAGCAGAGGUGGGAUGACAGGUCAGAUUUCUAGAGUAUAUAUUAUUUUAUGUCUAGCCAGUUUUUACGCUUGUACUGAUUCCUGCCCAAAUGCUUUUUUAGAAUAUGACUAGAUAUGUACUUCUUUCUUUCUUUCUUUUUUUUUCCCCCCAAAAAAAGAAGAAUAAAACCAAUGGUCCUUACUACUGUGUAACCAGCUGUCUCUUUGCAAGGGGGAGUGCUGUGUCAGACAGGAACGUUCUCCUUUAAGAGCGCUACGUCUGCACUUCUCAGCUCGCUCAGUACCAUUGAGCUAAAACUGAAAUUCAUUUUUGCUUCCAUUAACUGUGUGGCUUGGAAGAGCUGGGGGGGAGAGGGGGGGAGUGUGGGGUUUUUUUUACAGCUGAAGUAGACAGGACUCUCAAUACACGUUGUGAAUAAGACUCCGAGGUUGAAGGAGGUGCCAUUGUUUCCUUUGAUAAAUAGCUUUGAGAAGAAAAAUGAGAAAACAGACUGGUGGCUCUUCAAACAUUACGUACUUUUUAUUUCUAUCAACAGCUGUAGAUUAAGGUCCGGAGUUUAAUUUCACUUGCAUUAAUGAAUUCAACCCAGCCAUGGAAGUACUGAGUAGCCAAUUUCAUUUUCACUGUGGAAUUUCAGUAUUUUUGUUCAAACUACAGGGGAAAUUAAUAAAUUAAGCUACUCUUGGAGAAAUCAGGCAUGUACUUAACUUUACAUCCUGUUGACACUGAUGGAGCUUCACUCACAAUCUGUGAAGUUUGCAGAUGUAUUGUUACAGCCUUAACUGUCCCGCUUCUCUCGGAAUGAAAAAGAAAUGUAAUCUUUAUCCAGUUGUGGUUUUGAAAAAGUUUUUCAAAGCCAAAGGGAAGAAGGUGGUAAUGUUAAAGCAAAAGGUUAGAUGAAUUGGAGAUAACUAUUUCUUUAAACACGGAAGUCAGCCUAUUUUUCCUUUUAAAACACCAGAGGGGCACUGUUUAAGAGGUUCAGUCUGUGACCUAGUGCUUUUAGCUGAAUAGAAUGAAUAAAAGGAUGAAAUCCAAAAUGAGUUACCUGGGAUGGAAAAAACAAUGAGAGCCUAAAAAUCUAGGAAGAAAUGUGCUGAAUUUCGGUAGCGUUACCUCCGUGUCCAGAGAUGGACCUACCGAAAGGAUCUUUGCUAGUGGUUGUAGGGGAGUUUUUUAUUGUUGCUGAGUGUUGGGUGCCAGAUGGGCAAGUCUGCUGCAAUUUGAUGUUUCCAGGCUCUCAAACUGGAAACCAGGCAUUGUACAACAGAGUGCCCGAGGUGCUGGAAGGUGGGAUUUCCCAGCAUGUGCUGUGUUGCCGAGGGUGGGAUUUGCGUGACCUCCAGUACCAAGAGUUAAGUUGUAUUUAUUAACCACCUCUAACUCUUUGGUGCCAGGAAUCUAGUUUUUGGAGUAAGUGCUGAAUUGCACAAAUGUUCUUGGCAAAUAGUGCGGGGUAGUUUACUGCUCGGACAACUAAAUUACUAAGGCUGAAGGGUUAAUACAAGACAAAAGCCUAGGUUCUCCUAACCAGGGAAUACUGAAUGUUGGAGAAGUGUGAGGUUUGAUUUCCAGAAUUGGCUGCUUCAUAAAUCUGUCAAAGCAGAAAUUUUGGGUUCUGGCGUCUGUCUUGUUACUGAGACCAUGUAGAAACAUGCUGAAUUAGAGAGUUUUCACCCGUCUUCUCACAGAAUUGACUCCACGGUGUAUCAUAAGAGUCUCGUUUGUAGUGACAUGCUGUGCCUGUCUUUUUAGAAAAUUCAUGACCUCUUUAUAUCUAUUUUGUGGAAAGUGUAACUUUUUUCAUUGAUGACCUGUAUAAAUGUGUGUUACGAAUGGAGAGAUUUAAGCUUGAAAAGCAUGUUUGCAGAUUACACAACGUCAUUAUGGAAUUUAUAGAUUUAACAGAGAAAUAUACAAGAGCAUAACUAUUUUCCUUAAGUAGAAUGUAUAACAAUAUGUAAUAAAUUAUUCUCCACGUAGUUCACCCACCAUUUACAGUUUUACACAAUUCAAACUGUGUGUUUACAGAAAGUUCAAUAAAUGUAUAUUUUGUACUAUGUACAGA